GAAAAAGAUGAAGUUGGUGAUGAGGUGUUAAAGAAGCAAACAAAAGAAACGAGAGGCCUCAAUUUUACUUAGCCUCAAAACACUCUUAGAGAAGAAGAGCUCGCUUACACCUUAUCCUAUCCUUUCUUUCUCUCUCUCCAAAUCUCUAUUUCCUCAAUCACUACUUUUACUUCCUUCCUCAUUGCCACCACCACCACAAAGUCAUUCUUAUAAAACACACACACACACUUUCUCUCUUCUCCCUCUUCCUUCCUUUCAUCACUAUUCAUCCACUUCCUCUAGAAAGUGCUUGGUAUAUGUAACUCAAUACCUAUCAAAUUCAGUUUGGGUUUUGUAACCCAACGCUUUAAGUAUUGUGUCCAUUAGUAAUGGCUCCUAAAGCUGGGAAAACAAAGCCACACAAAAGCAAAGGAGAUAAGAAGAAGAAGGAAGAGAAAGUAUUGCCCAUUGUCAUAGAGAUAAGUGUUGAAACACCAGAUGAAUCCCAAGUGACUCUCAAGGGAAUCUCUACGGACAGAAUCUUAGAUGUGAGGAAGCUCUUGGCGGUCCAUGUUCAGACAUGCCACUUCACCAACUUCUCCCUCUCUCACCAGGUACGUGGCACCAGGCUCAAGGAUUCCGUUGACAUCGUAUCGCUCAAGCCCUGCCACGUCACCAUCGUCGAAGAGGACUACACGGAGGAGAAAGCCACCGCGCACAUACGGCGGCUCCUCGACAUCGUCGCUUGCACCACCGCCUUCGGUUCGUCGAAACCUCCCGUACCUCGCUCGUCUCCCAAGGAAUCCGGCCAAAAAGAUGCCGGCGAUUCGGAUUCCGUUCUCAGCCCUAAGGUUAAGGAAUCGGAGAAGAAACUCGCUGUCGGAGGCGGCGGAGGCGGAUGUGAGGCUGCGGAAGGUGGAGAUAAGGGAGAAAUCAACAUGUGUCCGCCGACUCGUCUCGGGCAGUUUUACGAAUUCUUCUCCUUCUCACAUCUUACUCCUCCGAUCCAAUAUAUCAGAAGAUCUGUUCGUGCAUCAGUUGAAGAUAAAGGAUUAGAUGAUCUUUUUCAAAUCGAUGUUAAAGUGUCAAGUGGGAAGCCAAUCACAGUUGUUGCGUCGAGAACAGGUUUUUAUCCAGCUGGGAAGCAGCAGCUUCUGUGUCAUUCUUUGGUUGAGCUGCUUCAACAGAUAAGCAGGCCUUUUGAUGCUGCUUAUGAUACUCUUAUGAAAGCUUUCAUUGAGCAUAAUAAAUUUGGAAACCUUCCUUAUGGUUACCGAGCAAAUACUUGGGUGGUUCCUCCGGUUGUUGCAGAUAGUCCGUCUACUUUCCCGUCACUUCCAGUGGAGGAUGUGACAUGGGGAGGAGAUGGCGGUGGGGUUAGCCGGUCUGGUAAGCAUGACAAGAGAAAGUGGGCCAAGGAGUUUGCGAUUUUGGCAGCGAUGCCUUGUAAGACAUCUGAAGAGAGACAAGUUCGAGAUAGGAAGGCUUUUCUACUCCACAGCCUAUUCGUCGACGUUUCUGUUUUCAAAGCAGUGGAGAUUAUAAAGAAUGUAGUAGAGAGUAAUCAACUCUCGUCUGCGUUGGCUUUCCAUGAAGAACGAGUAGGUGAUUUGAUCAUUAGGGUUGCUAGAGAUGAUCCUGAUGCUAGUGCUAAGCUUGACCGGAAGAGUGAUGGGACUCGGGUUCUUGAGAUCUCUCAGGAAGAACUUGCUCAGAGAAAUUUGCUUAAAGGGAUCACUGCUGAUGAGAGUGCGACUGUUCAUGAUACGUCAACCUUGGGUGUGGUGGUUGUGAGACAUUGUGGUUUCACAGCCAUUGUUAAAGUUGCUGCUGAAUUUAACUUGGAUGGGGGCAGUCUCCCACAGGAUAUAGACAUUGAAGACCAAUCAGAAGGAGGUGCAAAUGCACUGAAUGUAAAUAGCUUGAGAACUUUGCUACACAAGUCUUCAACGCCUUCGAGCAUAGCUCAGAGAUCACCAAAUGCAGACUCAGAACAAAUACGUGUGGCUAAGUCCCUUGUGAGGAAAGUAUUUGAGGACAGUCUGCAGAAAUUAGAGGCUGAGCCCGCAAGAAAUACCAAGCCUAUAAGGUGGGAAUUAGGAGCAUGUUGGGUGCAACAUCUGCAAAAUAAAAGUGAGACUAAGAACACUGAAGAUGCUAAGCCUGAACCAACUGUUAAGGGUCUUGGAAAGCAAGGUGCACUGCUAAAGGAGAUUAAAAAGAAGAUUGAUGUGAAAGCUAACAAGUCUGAACAGGGAAAGGAUUCCCUUGCUAAUAAGGUUGACAAUGACAAGAAAUCAGAAACUGAAGAUCAGAAGGAACUCGAGAAACAAAAUGAGGAAAUGGAAAAAAUGUGGAAAGAAUUGGUGACAGAAGCUGCAUAUCAACGUCUUAAGGAAUCAGAAACUGGUUUUCAUCUCAAGUCACCCAGAGAGCUGAUUGAAAUGUCCCGCAAAUACUACACUGACACCGCUCUUCCAAAACUGGUGGCAGACUUUGGAUCUCUUGAACUCUCACCCGUCGAUGGGAGAACUCUGACUGACUUUAUGCACACCAGAGGCUUACAGAUGCAUUCCUUGGGGAGAGUGGUGGAGCUGGCUGACAAGCUCCCUCACGUGCAAUCCCUCUGUAUUCAUGAAAUGAUUGUUCGGGCAUACAAGCAUAUACUGCAGGCUGUUGUAGCAGCUGUUGAAAACACUGCUGAUCUAGCCAUCUCAAUAGCAACAUGCUUAAAUGUCCUACUGGGAACACCGUCUGACACUGAGAGCGAAUGUGAUGAAAAGAUAAAGUGGACCUGGGUAGAAACGUUUAUUUCCAAGAGAUAUGGGUGGGAUUGGAAGCAUGAAGGUUACGAGGAAUUGAGAAAAUUCUCCAUUCUUAGGGGACUGUCACACAAGGUUGGACUGGAGCUUGUUCCUAAAGACUAUGAGAUGGAGACAUCAUGUCCAUUCAAGAAGUUGGAUAUUAUCAGUAUGGUUCCUGUAUACAAGCACGUUGCAUGUUCAUCCGCUGAUGGACGCACUUUGUUGGAAUCAUCCAAAACUUCCUUGGAUAAAGGCAAACUAGAGGAUGCUGUCAGUUAUGGUACCAAGGCACUGACGAAGCUUGUAGCAGUGUGCGGUCCAUAUCAUAGAAUGACCGCCGGAGCAUACAGUCUACUUGCUGUUGUGCUGUACCAUACUGGGGACUUUAACCAGGCUACCAUUUAUCAGCAGAAAGCACUCGACAUAAAUGAAAGGGAACUUGGACUUGAUCACCCAGACACAAUGAAAAGCUACGGCGACCUAGCCGUCUUCUACUAUCGUCUUCAACACACAGAAUUAGCUUUAAAAUAUGUCAACCGUGCAUUGUAUCUUUUGCAUCUAACAUGUGGACCGUCACAUCCAAAUACUGCUGCCACUUAUAUCAAUGUAGCGAUGAUGGAAGAAGGUUUGGGGAAUGUCCAUGUGGCUUUAAGAUACCUUCAUGAAGCGUUGAAAUGUAACCAGAGACUACUUGGAGCUGAUCAUAUCCAGACUGCUGCAAGUUACCAUGCUAUUGCUAUUGCUCUUUCUCUGAUGGAAGCCUACUCUUUGAGCGUCCAACAUGAGCAGACCACUCUACAGAUUCUACAGGCAAAACUAGGCCCUGAGGAUCUUCGGACACAGGAUGCGGCUGCGUGGCUUGAGUAUUUUGAGUCUAAAGCUCUGGAACAGCAAGAAGCUGCACGAAAUGGUACUCCUAAGCCAGACGCUUCUAUUUCCAGCAAAGGCCAUCUCAGUGUAUCAGACCUGCUGGAUUAUAUAACUCCGGAUACUGAUCUUAAAGCAAAAGACGCCCAAAGGAAAGCUCGCCUAAAGGUCAAGGGAAGACCAGGACAAAGUCCAGGACCUGUGUCUGAAGAUAAUCAGAAAGAUGAUGAAACUCUGAGUCCGACUCAUGUCACUGGAGAGAGUUCAAGUGACAAAGAGAACAACUCAGAAGCAAAACCUGAAGAAACAAAGGUUGAGAAACGUGACUUGAAACCUCAAGAUCAGCCCACGCUGGUUAAGAUAGACUCCAGGCCCCAAGUGGAUGAUGACUCUGACGAAGGAUGGCAAGAAGCUGUCCCGAAAAAUCGUCAUCCUUCUGGGCGUAGAACCCGUCCCAGCCUGGCAAAGCUGAACACAAACUUCAUGAACGUGACCCAGCAGACAACAAAAAGCAGAGGAAAAUCCAACAAUUUCACCUCCCCAAAGACUUAUUCAAAUGAGCUUACAAUCUCUGCUGGUGGCUCCACAUCCCAGCACGCGAAGAAGCUUUUGAAGAGCUCAAGUUUGAACAGAAAGCAAAACAGUUCCAAUGCAGUUGGAGAAAAGGUGGUAAACAAUAAAUCAGCCCUGGCAAGCUCACCUUGCACCGAACAGGUUAAUAAGCCAACUCUGAUGGUGAGUCCUGUGACUCCCCAAGCUGGAAAACUGUUUUCUUAUAAAGAAGUUGCACUGGCACCCCCUGGAACAAUUGUGAAAAUAGUUGCGGAGCAGUUGUCAGAAGAAACUACUGCUCCAGACACUUUGGAGGCAGCAAAGGUUGCAGUAGAUGGUCCUGAAAAAGUUAAGUCUGAGGAUGUUGUUAGUGAGAAUAAACAUGUGGCUACAGAAACGGAAGCAAAAAAUGCUGAUAGCAAUGAACAAGGAGAGGUGGCUGAAAAGGCAGCAGAAGAAGGAUCUCCAACAGAGACAGCUGUUUCAGAUGCCAGUCAAGGAAAAUCUGAAAGUGUACAAACGGCUGAGGACUCAAAUGGAGUGAAGCAACAUAAGGAUGUCUCUGGUACUGAACUGAAAGCAGUAGAUGGUGAAACGGAAGAUCUGCCCAAUGGAGACCCAAGCCCAAAGACAUCAAUAGUUGCAGAUGGAGAAAAGCAAGAAGCCUGCGAGGCACAAAAGGAGAUGAGCAAGAAGCUCUCUGCUUCUGCACCGCCCUAUACCCCAACAACCAUUCCAAUUUUCGGGUCGAUAGCAGUUCCAGGAUUCAACGACCACGUGGGGAUCCUUCCCUCCCCACUAAACAUGCCGCCACUGCUUCCUGUAAACCAUAUCCGAAGGUCAGCUCCUCACCAAUCUGUAACAGCUCGAGUUCCCUAUGGGCCUAGGCUCUCAGGUGGUGGUUACAACCGAUCUGGAAACAGAGUUCCUCGUAACAAACCAAGCUUCCCAAGUAUCGCUGAGUCCAAUGGAGAGGCUAAUCAGUUCAUUGGUCCAAGAAUAAUGAACCCUCAUGCAGCUGAGUUCAUACCGAGUCAGCCAUGGGUUUCUAAUGGCUAUCCAGUGUCACCAAACGGCUAUAAUGGCACGGAAAUAACACAGAAUGGGUACCCGUUGUCGCCAGUAGCAGAAGGUGCAUAUCCGUGUAACAUACCUGUACAGCCUCAGAAUGGACAUUCUAUACCUGGUACUGAAAUGGCUGAGGAGAAGAGUGGAGGUGAAGAAGAGAGUAACAAGGAGAAGAAAGCUGCUGAGGAUGAAGAAGUCAUUGCACAAGAAACUACAGAAACAUCUGAAAACGGACACUCGAUAGUAGGUGAAGAGAAAACCACAGCACAAGAGGUAACCGACGAGAAAGGACAAGGAGGCAAGUGCUGGGGAGAUUACAGCGACAAUGAAGUUGAAGUCACAGUUUGAAGAAGCAAUUUUUCUGUCAUUGAAGUAUUUUAACAUUGAGGCUUAAAAGGAAUGGAGAGAAAACUUGGCUCCAUGGAUGAGGUUUGAGUUACAUCAUAGUUCGCGGGAAGGUGAGAGGAAACCAUUUCUAAGUUUAAAUCUUUUGUGUUGCAGCGGAGGACCAAGACUUGUCACUCCUGCUUUUAACAACUCUACUCCUGCUUUUUUUUUUUUUCAGUUUUUGGUUUCCGUAGUUGAAAACUAAAAAUUAUUGAACUCGUUGAGGAGCCUCUCGAAUAAAGUCAUUUGUCGUUUUGUUUUGAUUAACUGUGAAUACUGUUGUGACAGAGCGAGCGCAUCAUGACCUAGAGAUAACUUAUGGGAUCCCAAAAUGCACUGUGAAUAUCUACAAUGGUUAAGCUGAGUCUCUAUGUUGGCUAAACAAUGGUUACGACAUGUUUGAUAAUGAUAACAUUUCCUAUCAUGCAAGGCUGCUUCUUCUGCAACGUUGUUGAGUGUUGUUCCAAGUAUUCUCUGCUGUUCAUCACAGGUAAUUUGUCAAGAAUAUAA
Messenger RNA from Eruca vesicaria subsp. sativa (arugula), 6167 nucleotides. The record is from the annotation of a GenBank genome assembly. NCBI's taxonomy places the organism in Eukaryota, Viridiplantae, Streptophyta, Magnoliopsida, Brassicales, Brassicaceae.